AUGGCGGACGCGGGGUCUGGAGUGCGGGGUGCUCUGCUUCAGUUACAGGAGUCCUUGUCCGCGGCCGACCGCUGCGGAGCGGCGGUGGCCAGUUGUCAGCUGCUGCGGGGCUUGGGGCAGGAGUGCGUGCUGAGCUCCCGCCCUGCGCUGCUGGCAUUACACACUUCCUUAGUUUUUUCCAAAGAUUUUGGUUUGCUUGUAUUUGUUCGGAAAUCGCUUAGCGUUGAUGAAUUUCGUGAUUGUAGAGAAGAAGCCCUAAAGUUUUUAUGUGUUUUCUUAGAGAAAAUUGGCCAGAAGAUCACACAUUAUUCUCUCGAUAUUAAGAAUACUUGUACCAGUGUUUAUACAAAAGAUAAAGCUGCUAAAUGUAAAAUUCCAGCCCUAGAACUUCUUAUUAAGGUACUUCAGACUUUGAGAAGUUCGAGCCUCAUGGAUGAAUUUAGAGUUGGAGAGUUAUUUAGCAAGUUCUAUGGAGAACUUGCAUUGAAAACAAAAAUACCAGAUACAGUUUUAGAAAAGAUAUAUGAGCUCCUAGGAGUAUUAGGUGAAGUUCAUCCUAGUGAGAUGGUAAAUAACUCAGAUAAACUCUUCCGGGCUUUUUUGGGUGAACUUAAGACCCAGAUGACAUCAACAGUGAGAGAGCCCAAACUUCCGGUUCUGGCAGGGUGUCUGAAGGGACUGGCUUCGCUUCUGUGUAACUUCACUAAAUCCAUGGAAGAAGAUCCCCAGACUUCAAGGGAGAUUUUUGAUUUCGCACUAAAGGCAAUCUGUCCUCAGAUUGAUCUGAAGAGAUAUGCGGUGCCUUUGGCUGGCUUGUCCAUAUUUACCCUGCAUGCAUCUCAGUUUAGCACCUGCCUCCUGGACAACUACGUUUCCUUAUUUGAAAUAUUGUCGAAAUGGUGUAGCCACACAAAUAUGGAAUUGAAAAAAGCUGCCUAUUCAGCUCUGGAAUCUUUUCUGAAACAGCUUUCUUUUAUGGUAGCGAACAACGCAGAGACACACAGGAGUAAGCUGCGGUACUUCAUGGAGCAGUUCUAUGGGAUCAUCAGAAACGUGGACUCAAACAGCAAGGACUUGUCCAUCGCCGUUCGUGGAUAUGGACUGUUUGCAGGGCCUUGCAAGGUUAUAAACGCAGAAGACGUUGGCUUCAUGUUCGUGGAGCUUGUUCAGCGCUGCCGGCAGCUGUUCCUCACUGAGACGGACACGGCUGAGGACCACGUCUACCAGAUGCCCAGUUUCCUCCAGUCUAUUGCCAGUGUCUUGCUUCACCUUGAUACGGUUCCUGAGGUGCACAUGCCAGUUCUGGAGCACCUCGUGGUCGUGCAGAUAGACAGUUUCCCCCAGUACAGUCCAAAAAUGCAGUUGGUGUGUUGCAAAGCCAUAGUGAAAGUUUUCCUGGCCUUGGCAGAAAAAGGACCAGUUCUCUGGAAUUGCAUUAGUACUGUGGUGCAUCAAGGUUUAAUCAGAAUAUGUUCUAAACCAGUGAUCCUUCAAAAGGGUGCUGAGCCUGAGUCUGAAGACUGUCGCGUGUCAGGGGACGUUAGAGCCGGCCAACGGCGGGUGCCCGCCUGCAAAGACUAUUUGGAUCUUUUCAGAAAUCUCCUGAGCUGUGACCAGAUGAUGGAUUCUCUUUUAGCAGAUGAAGCAUUUCUCUUUGUGAAUUCCUCCCUUCCAAGUCUGAAUCGUUUGCUGUACGAUGAAUUUGUAAAAUCAGUUUUGAAGAUUAUCGAGAAAUUGGAUCUUACACUGGAAAAGCAGAGUGUUGGGGAACGAGAGGAUGAAAGUGAAGCUGCUGAUGUUUGGGUGAUCCCGACUUCAGAUCCAGCUGCCAAUUUGCAUCCUGCUAAACCUAAGGAUUUCUCAGCUUUCAUCAACCUGGUGGGCCUUUGCAGGGAGAUUCUUCCUGAGAAACAUGUAGAAUUUUUUGAGCCAUGGGUAUACUCCUUUGCAUAUGAACUAAUUCUGCAGUCUACACGGUUGCCAUUCAUUAGUGGUUUCUACAAAUUGCUAUCUAUUGCUGUGAGAAAUGCCAAGAAAAUAAAAUAUUUUGAGGGUGUUGGUCCAAAGAGUCAGAAACAGUCUCCUGAGGACCCAGAAAAGUCUUUUUGCUUUGCUUUGUUUGCAAAAUUUGGUAAAGAGGUGUCAGUUAAAAUGAAGCAGUACAAAGAUGAACUCCUGGCCUCCUGUUUGACCUUUGUCCUGUCCCUGCCACAUGACAUCAUCGAACUUGAUGUCAGAGCCUAUGUCCCUGCCUUGCAGAUGGCUUUUAAACUGGGCCUGAGCUAUGCCCCAUUGGCAGAGGUCGGCCUGAAUGCCCUAGAAGAAUGGUCAGUUUACAUCGGCAAACAUGUAAUUCAGCCCUAUUAUAAGGACAUUUUACCCGGCCUUGAUGGAUAUCUGAAAACUUCAGCCUUAUCAGGUGAGACCAGGAAUAACUGGGAAGUGUCAGCACUCUCUCGGGCCGCCCAGAAAGGAUUUACUAGAGAUGUGUUAAAGCAUCUGAAAAGGACAAAGAACAUUUCAUCACAUGAAGCGCUGUCCUUAGAAGAAAUACGGGUUCAGGUCGUGCAAGUCCUUGGCCGUCUUGGGGGACAGAUCAGCAAAAACCUCCUAACAGCAGUGUCCCCCGAGGAGAGGGCCAGGCGCUGUGUGGCCUGGGACAGAGAGAGGAGGCUCAGCUUCGCGGUGCCCUUCGCGGACAUGAAGCCCAUCAUCCACCUGGACCCAUUCCUGCCGCGCGUCACAGAGCUGGCGCUCUCGGCCGCCGACAGACAAACCAAAGUUGCGGCCUGUGAACUUCUGCACAGCAUUGUCAUGUUUAUGCUGGGAAAAGCCACUCAGAUGCCUGACAGUGGCCUGGGCCCCCCACCCAUGUACCAGCUCUAUAAGCGCACUUUUCCUGUGCUGCUUCGACUGGCAUGUGAUGUAGAUCAGGUGCCGAGGCAACUGUAUGAACCUCUAGUUAUGCAGCUGAUUCACUGGUUCACCAACAAUAAGAAAUUUGAGAGUCAGGACACUGUUGCCUUACUAGAAACAAUACUGGAUGGAAUUGUGGACCCCUUUGACAGUACUUUAAGAGAUUUUUGUGGUCAGUGUAUUCAAGAAUUCCUCAAAUGGUCCAUUAAGCAGACAACACCGCAGCAGCAGGAAAACAGUCCAGUAAACACCAAAUCACUUUUCAAGCGACUGUACAGCUUUGCACUUCACCCCAAUGCUUUCAAGAGACUGGGAGCAUCACUUGCUUUUAAUAAUAUCUACAGGGAAUUCAGGGAGGAAGAGUCUCUGGUAGAACAGUUUGUGUUUGAAGCCUUGGUUACAUACGUGGAAAGCCUGGCCUUGGCACAUGCGGAUGAGAGGUCCUUGGGUACAGUUCGGCAGUGCUGCGAUGCUAUCGAUCACCUGGGGCGCAUCGUCGAGAAGAAGCACGUUUCUUUAAACGAAGCAAAAAAGCGACGCUGUCCCCGAGGCUUUCCACCUACGGCACCCUUGUGUUUAUCGGAUGUGGUCCAGUGGCUUUUCGCCAGUUGUGGGAGGCCCCAGACAGAAUGUCGACACAAAUCCAUAGAACUCUUCUAUAAGUUUGUUCCUUUGUUGCCAGGCAACAGAUCCCCUUCCCUGUGGCUGAGAGACCUGAUCCAGAAGGAAGGCAUUUCCUUCCUCAUAAACGCAUUUGAGGGGGGAGGAGCCUGCGAUCCGCCAGCCGGCAUCCUUUCCCAGCCCACCCUCCUCCAGCUGCGUGGGCCGUUCAGCCUGCGUGCCGCGCUGCAGUGGAUGGACGCGCUGCUGGCUGCGCUGGAGUGCUACAACACCUUCCUGGGCGCAGGGACCCUUGGUGCCGCCCAGCUCCUGGGUGCUGAAACACAGUCUUCGCUUUGGAAAGCAGUGGCGUUCUUCUUAGAAAGCAUUGCUUUGCAUGAUAUCACGGCGGCAGAAAAGUGCUUUGGUGCCGGGGCCGCAGGUGACAGACCCAGCCCACAGGAGGGAGAAAGAUACAAUUACAGCAAAUGCACGGUGGUGGUCCGGGUCCUGGAGUUCUCCACAACGCUGCUUGGUACCUCCCCUGACAGCUGGCAGCUCCUCGGGAAGGAUUCGUGCAGCGCAGACCUUACGAAGCUCCUGGUGAGAACGCUGUGUGCGCCCUCGAGCGUGGGCUUCAACGUCGGGGACUUCCCGGUGCUGGACCACCUCCCCAGUGUGUGCGUGGGCCUGCUGAGGGCCCUGAAGACGUCCCCGCACUGCGCUGCGCUGGAGGCGUGCCUCAGGGAGGAGGUCACGACGCGGAGCAUUGAGGAGCUCUGCGCUGUUGACCUUUAUGGCCUGGACGCUCAUGUUAGUAGGGCCAAGCUGGCGUCUGUCGUGUCGGCUUGUAAGCAGCUUCACAGGGCUGGCUUUCUUCAUGUUGUAGCACCAUCGCAGUCCGCAGCUCAGCAGCAUUCCCUGGGCACGAAGCUGCUCUCCCUGGUUUAUCAAGGCAUCGCACCUGGGGUCGAAGGGCAGUGCUUGCCCUCGCUGGACCCCGGCUGCAGGCGGCUCGCCGGUGGACUUCUGGAGUUGGCCUUCGCUUGUGGAGGACUGUGUGAGCACCUGGUGGGUCUUCUCCUGGACACGGCGGUGGUGUCCAUGCCAUCCUCAGGGGGGUCCCAGAGGAGCCUCAUCAGCUUCUCCCACGGGCAGUAUUUCUACAGCUUGUUCUCAGAAGCAAUCAACACCGAACUGUUGAAAAAUCUAGAUGUUGCUGUAUCGGCGCUCAUGAAAUCAUCUGUGGAUAAUCCCAAAAUGGUGAGUGCUGUUCUGAAUGGUCUGUUGGAUCAGAGCUUCCGGGACCGAGCCAGUCAGAAGCACCAAGGCCCGAAACUGGCGGGUACCAUCCUGCAGAGCUGGAGGAGCUGCGGCCUGUGGUGGGCCAGGGACGCUGCCCCGGACAGUAAAAUGGCCGUGCUAACCUUACUGGCAAAAAUUCUGCAGAUGGAUUCAUCUGUAUCUUUUAAUACAAAUCACAGCGCAUUCCCAGAAGUUUUUACAACAUAUGUUAGUCUACUUGCUGAUCCGAAUUUGGGGCUACAUUUAAAGGGCCAGGCUGUGAUUCUGCUCCCUUUCUUCACCAAUCUCACUGGAGGCCAUCUGCAGGAGCUGAAGCUCGUUCUGGGGAAGCUCAUUGUUUCUAAUUUCCCUAUGAAGUCUGAAGAGUUUCCCCCGGGGACUCUGCGGUACAAUAACUACGCAGACUGUAUGAAAAAGCUUCUGGAUGCAUUGGAGUUAUCUCAGAGUCCCAUGCUGUUGGAGUUGAUGACAGAACUUCUUUGUCGGGAACAACAGCAUGUUAUGGAAGAAUUAUUUCAAUCCACUUUCAGGAAGAUAGCCAGAAAGAGUUCAUGUGCAACACAGUUAGGCCUUCUGGACAGUGCGUACAGGAUGUUCCGGAGGGAUGACCUACUUCCCAGCAUCACCCGCCAAGCGACUGUGGACCGAGUUCUCCUCACUCUGUUGUGGCACUGUGAUUUGAGUGCUUUGAGAGACUUCUUCAGCAAAAUUGUGGUGGAUGCCAUUGAUGUGUUGAAGUCCAGAUUUACAAAGCUGAAUGAAUCUUCCUUUGAUACGCAAAUCACCAAGAAGAUGGGCUACUAUAAGAUGCUUGAUGUGAUGUACUCUCGUCUUCCGAAAGAUGAUGUUCACUCCAAGGAAUCUAAAAUCAAUCAAGUGUUCCAUGGCUCGUGUGUCGCAGAAGGAAAUGAACUUACAAAGACUCUUAUUAAGCUGUGCCACGAUGCCUUCACGGAGAACAUGGCGGGGGAGGCCCAGCUGCUGGAGCGCAGGCGGCUGUACCACUGUGCCGCCUACAACUGCGCCAUCGCCGCCAUCCGCUGUGUCUUCACCGAGCUCAAGUUUUACCAGGGCUUCCUGUUCAGUGAGAAGCCAGAGAAGAACUUGCUCAUUUUUGAAAAUCUGAUAGACCUGAAGCGCUGCUACACGUUUCCCAUAGAAGUGGAGGUUCCUAUGGAAAGAAAGAAGAGGUACAUUGAAAUUAGGAGAGAAGCCAGGGAAGCAGCAAAUGGGGACUCAGGUGGCCCGUGUUAUAUGUCUUCCUUGUCGUAUCUGGCAGACAGUAGCCUGAGUGAGGAAAUGAGUCAGUUCGACUUUUGCACUGGAGUUCAGAGCUACUCGUAUGGCUCCCAAGACCCUCGGCCCACCGCCGGCCGUUUCUGGAGACGGGAGCGUCCAGACCCCGAGGUCCCAGGCGACGUGCUGGAGCUGGAGAUGGACGAGCUAAAUCGGCACGAGUGCAUGGCCCCCGUGGCGGCCCUGGUGCGACACAUGCAGCGGCUGCAGGCUGCUCGGCCAGGAGAGGGUUCAGUGCCAAGAAGUCUUCCUCCAUGGAUGAAAUUUCUUCACGACAAACUAGGAAAUCCAUCAGUGUCAUUAAAUAUCCGUCUCUUCUUAGCCAAGCUUGUCAUUAAUACAGAGGAAGUCUUCCGGCCUCACGCGAAGCACUGGAUUGGCCCCCUGCUGCAGCUGGUGGUCGCUGAAAACAACGUUGGGGCCGGGAUCCACUACAUGGUGGUUGAGAUCGUGGCCACGGUUCUUUCGUGGACGGGAGUGGCAACUCCUGUGGGGGUCCCCAAAGAUGAAGUGUUAGCAAAUCGAUUGCUUCAUUUUCUAAUGAAACACGUUUUUCAUCAAAAAAGAGCUGUGUUUCGACAUAACCUUGAAAUUAUAAAGACGCUUGUUGAGUGCUGGAAGGAUUGUUUAUCCAUCCCUUACAGGUUAAUCUUUGAAAAGUUUUCCAGUAAAGAUCCUAAUUCUAAAGACAAUUCCAUAGGAAUUCAGUUAUUAGGCAUCGUAAUGGCCAACGACUUGCCUCCAUACGACCCAAAAUGUGGCAUAGAAAGUGUAAAAUACUUCCAGCCUUUGGUCAAUAACAUGUCCUUUGUCAAAUAUAAAGAGGUGUAUGCGGCAGCAGCAGAAGUUCUGGGACUUAUUCUUCGAUACCUUACCGGGAGAGAAAAGACGCUGGAAGAGUCUGUGUGUGAACUGGUGGUAGAGCAGUUGAAGCGGCAUCAGCACACGGCGGAGGACAAAUUUAUCGUGUGCUUGAACAGAGCCGCCAAGAACUUCCCUCCUCUUGCUGACAGGUUCAUGAGCUCCGUGCUUCUCCUGCUGCCGCGGGCCCACGGCGUGAUGAAGACGCUCUGCCUGGAGGUGGUGCUGUGUCGUGCAGACGAGAGGGCGGACCUGUACCUGCAGUUAGAGAGCAGGGGUUUCGCGCAGCUCAUGAGGCACAGAGACGACGAGAGACAGAAAGUGUGUUUGGACAUAAUUUACAAGCUGAUGGCGAGAUUGAAGCCCGUGGAGCUCCGGGGGCUCCUGAGCCCUGUGGCGGAGUUCCUGUCUCACCCCUCCGCUCUGUGCCGGGAGCAGAUGUACAGCAUCUUCAUGUGGGUUCACGACAACUACCGAGAUCGAGAGAGUCAGGCAGAUGAUGACUCCCAGGAAGUAUUCAAGCUGGCGAAAGACGUGUUGAUCCAAGGACUGACCGACGAGAAUCCCGGCCUUCAGUUAAUGAUUAGGAACUUUUGGAGCCACGAAACUAGGUUGCCGUCAAACACCGUGGACCGCUUGCUGGCCCUAAAUUCCUUAUACUGUCCUAAGAUAGAAGUGCACUUCUUAAGUUUGGCGACAGAUUUUCUGCUUGAAAUGACCAGCAUGAGCCCCGACUUCCGCAGUCCUGUGUUUGAGCACCCGCUGUCGGAGUGUGAGUUUCAGGAGUGUUCUAUUGAUGCCGACUGGCGCUGUCGGAGCACGGUCCUCACCCCGAUGUUCCUGGAGACCCAGGCCUCCCAGAGUGCGCUGCAGACCCGGACGCAGGAUGGGCCCCUCCCGGCUCGGCGGGCGCCGGCCGGGCAGGUCCGGGCCACCCAGCAGCAGCUCGACUUCACACCCACACAGAGUGCAGGGGAAAGAGGCUCCUCCCACUGGCUGACGGGGGGUAGCAUCGACCCACUGGGGGGCGGCUCGGCCCCCGCCCCCGAGUCCUCGUCCUCGUCCUCGUCCUUGCUGUUUGCCCACAAGAGGCCUGAGGGGUUGCGCGGGGCAGCCCCGAAGUCAGUGGGACCCGACUUCGGGAAGAAGAGGCUGGGCCUCCCAGGGGACGAGGUGGAUAACGAAGCAAAAGGUCCAGACAGUCGGGCAGACAUAUUGCGAUUACGCAGACGGUUUCUAAAGGACCGAGAAAAACUGAGUUUGAUUUAUGCCAGGAAAGGUGUGGCUGAGCAAAAGCGAGAGAAGGAGAUGAAGAGUGAGUUAAAAAUGAAGCACGAGGCCCACGUCGUCCUGUACAGAAGUUACCGCCGUGGAGACCUUCCCGACAUCCAGAUUCCGCACAGCAGCCUGAUCACCCCCUUGCAGGCUGUGGCCCAGAGGGAUCCGCUCAUCGCGAAGCAGCUCUUCAGCAGCCUGUGCUCCGGCAUCCUGAAGGAGAUGGACAAGCACAGGACCGCAUCUGAGAGGCAUGGCGCCACCCAGAAGCUGCUGCAGGACUUCACUCACUUGCUCAGCACCACCUUCCUCUUCUUCCCGCCGUUCGUGUCCUGUAUCCAGGAGGUCAGCUGCCGACACGCCGACCUGCUGAGCCUGGACCCGGCCGUGGUCGGCAGCGCCGGCCUGGCGGGCCUGCAGCAGCCGGGGGCCAUCCACCUGCUGGAGGAAGCGCUGCUGCACCUGCUGCCCCCGGAGCCGCCCGCCAAGCGCGCUCGGGGCAGGCCCGGCCUCCCCGCCGCCGUCGGCAGAUGGAUGGAGCUUGCCAGGCUGUACAGGUCGAUUGGAGAGUAUGACACCCUCCGUGGUAUUUUCAGCAGUGAGAUAGGAACAAAGCAGGUCACGCAGGACGCGUUAUUAGCAGAAGCGAGAAGUGAUUAUUCUGAAGCUGCGCGGCUGUAUAACGAGGCCCUCAAUAAACAAGAGUGGGCAGACGGUGAGCCCACGGAAGCCGAGAAGGACUUUUGGAAACUUGCAUCCCUCGAGUGUUACAACCAGCUUGCCGAAUGGAAAUCGCUGGCGUACUGCUCCACGGCCAGUGCUGACGGCGAGGGUGCCCCAGAUCUCAGCAAGAUGUGGAGUGAACCCUUCUGUCAGGAGACCUGCCUGCCACACAUGAUCCGCAGCAGGCUCAAGUCCCUGCUCCGUGGGGAGGGCGACCAGGCCCUGCUGACCUUCGUGGACGAGGCGGUGACCUCGGAGCUGCGGAGGGCCCUGCUCGAGCUCCGCUACAGCCAGGAGCUGAGUCUCCUCUACCUCCUGCAAGAUGACGUCGACAGGGCCGAGUAUUACAUCAGAAACUGCAUUCAGAUGUUUUUGCAGAAUUAUUCUAGUAUUGAUGUCCUUUUACACAGAAGUAGACUCACCAAAUUGCAGUCUGUGCAGACUUUCAUAGAAAUUCAGGAGUUCAUCAGCUUUAUUAGCAAACAAGGCAAUCUGUCAUCUCACCUUCCCCUUAAGAGGCUUCUGAAAACCUGGACAAGUAGAUAUCCGGAUGCUAAGAUGGACCCCAUGAACGUCUGGGAUGACAUCAUCACGAAUCGAUGUUUCUUUCUCAGCAAAAUAGAGGAGAAGCUCACUCUCCUUCCGGACGGUGGUGGUGCGAGUGAGGAUGCGGACGGGAUGGGCGUGCAGGCUCUGGAGGAAGAUGCUCGGUCUCUGAUCGCGAGCUGCAAGUUCUCCAUGAGGCUGCAGAUGGUGGAGAGUGCACGGAAGCAGAAUAAUUUCUCGCUUGCCUUGAAACUGCUGAAGGAGCUGCACAGAGAGUCAAAAACACGGGAGGACUGGCUCGUGAAGUGGGUGCAGAGCUACUGCCGGCUCAGCCACGGCCGUGCCCGGGCCCAGCGCCCGCCCGAGCAGCUCUGCACGGCGCUGAGGACGGUGCCCCUGCUGGCAGGUGAGAACACAUCAAGCUACUUGAGCAGAAACGUUGCGGCUUCCCGUGACCAUAACAUUCUCGUGGGCACAACGUACAGGAUCAUGGCCGACGCUCUCAGCGGUGAGCCCGCCUGCCUCGCUGGGAUCGAGGAGAGCAAGGCCCGGCGCGUCGUGGAGCUCUCGGGGUCCAGUUCGGAGGAUGCAGAGAAGGUUGCGGCAGGCCUGUACCAGAGAGCGUUCCACCACCUUUCCGAGGCCGUGCAGACGGCAGCAGAGGAGGAGGCCGGGCGCUCGGCGCGGGGCCAGGAGCCUGCGUGCGGGCUCGUGGCGGCUUACCUGGCGCUGGUGGAGUUCUGUGACCAGCGGCUCCGCAAGCAGGAGGAGGGCCCCCCCGUCCUGGACGCUGCAGAACUGCACUCGUACCCAGCCCUCGUGGUGGACAAGCUGCUGAAAGCUCUGAAGUUACACUCCAGCGAGGCCAGGCUGAAGUUCCCCAGACUCCUCCAGAUUGUCGAGCAGUAUCCAGAGGAGACCCUGAGCCUGAUGGCCAGAGAGAUUUCUUCCAUUCCUUGCUGGCAGUUCAUCGGCUGGAUCGGCCACAUGGUGGCCUUGCUGGACAAGGAGGAGGGGGUCGCCGUCCAGCGCACGGUGGCGGACAUCGCCGACCACUACCCGCAGGCCAUCGUGUACCCGUUCACGAUAAGCAGUGAAAGCUAUUCCUUCAGAGACACCUCUGCUGGCCAUAAGAACAAGGACUUUGUGGCCAGGAUUAAAGCUAAGUUAGAUCGCGAAGGAGUGGUUCAGGACUUCAUUAACGCCCUGGAGCAGCUCUCCAGCCCUGAGAUGCUCUUUAAGGACUGGACGGAGGACGUCAAGCUUGAACUAGAAAAGAACCCUGUAAGUAAGAAGAACAUUGAGAGGAUGUAUGAGAGAAUGUACGCAGCCUUGGGAGACCCACAGGCUCCGGGUCUCGGGAGUUAUCGAAGGAGGUUUAUCCAGGCUUUUGGGAAAGAAUUUGAUAAACACUUUGGGAGAGGAGGCUCUGAGCUCCUUGGCAUGAAGCUCCAGGACUUCUGCACCAUCAGCAGCUCGCUGCUCAGGAGGAUGAGCAGGGGCUGGAAGGCGCCUGGGAGCCUGAAGGAAUGCUCGCCCUGGAUGAGCGGCUUCAGGGCGGAAUUCCUGAGGGAUGAGCUCGAGGUUCCUGGUCAGUACGACGGCAGAGGGAAGCCGGUGCCCGAGUACCACGCCCGCAUCGCCGGCUUCGACGAGCGGGUGAAAGUGAUGGCCUCGCUCAGGAGACCUAUGCGCAUCGUGAUCCGCGGGCACGACGAGCGGGAGUACCCCUUCCUGGCGAAGGGCGGGGAGGACCUGCGGCAGGACCAGCGCAUCCGCCAGCUGCUCCAGGUCAUGAACGGGGUGCUCGCCCGCGACGCUGCCUGUGGCCAGAGGGGCCUGCAGGUGACGACCUACCGCGUGGUGCCGAUGACCUCCAGGUUGGGGCUAAUCGAAUGGAUCGAAAGCACCUGCACCUUGAAGGAACUCCUCCUGAGCAGCAUGUCACCGGAGGAGAAGGCGGCCUACACCAGUGACCCCCGGGCACCAGCGUCUGAGUAUAAAGACUGGCUGAGGAGGAUGUCGGGAAGGUGUGACCCCGGGGCCUACGCGCUCAUGUUCAAGGGAGCUAGUCGCACUGAAGCGGUCACAUCUUUUAGAAAAAGAGAAAGUAAAGUGCCGGCCGAUCUCUUAAAGCGGGCCUUCCUGAAGAUGAGCACCGGCCCCGAGGCCUUCCUGGCUCUCCGCAACCACUUUGCCAGCUCCCACGCGCUCCUGUGCAUAAGCCACUGGAUCUUGGGCAUCGGAGACAGGCAUCUGAACAACUUCAUGGUGAGCUUGGAGACGGGCGGCGUGAUUGGGAUCGACUUUGGACACGCUUUCGGAUCAGCCACCCAGUUUCUGCCGGUCCCUGAGCUGAUGCCUUUCCGUCUGACUCGCCAGUUUAUCACCCUGAUGCUGCCACUGAAAGAAACGGGGCUCGUGGGCAGCACCAUGGUGUGUGCGCUGAGGGCUUUCCGCUCGCGCCCAGACCUGCUCACCACCGCCAUGGACGUGUUUGUGAAGGAGCCGUCCUUUGACUGGAAGAAUUUUGAACAGAAAAUGCUAAGAAAAGGAGGAUCAUGGAUUCAAGAAAUAAAUGUAACUGAAAAAAACUGGUAUCCCCGGCAGAAGAUACAUCACGCUAAGAGAAAGUUAGCAGGUGCCAAUCCAGCAGUUAUUACCUGUGAUGAGUUACUUCUGGGCCAUGAGAAGGUGCCUGCCUUUGAGCAUUACGUCGCUGUAGCACAAGGAAGCAGAGAUCACAACAUUCGUGCCCAGGAGCCAGGCAGUGGACUUUCAGAAGAGGCCCAGGUGAAGUGCUUGAUUGACCAGGCAACAGACCCCAACAUCCUUGGCAGAACUUGGGAAGGGUGGGAGCCCUGGAUGUGAGGUCCCGGGGAGUCAGCAGAGGAAGGGCAUGCGUGUGGAGAGAGUGUCCUAAACUUUGAUCCAAGCAAUCAGUGGGCUGGCUCAUCAUCCCAAAGCACCAGAGUUGUAUCGCGAGUUUAAUCAAGGUCGUGAUGAAGAAGUGAAUGCUCGCAUGGGUGAAUGACUAGGCCAUAAUCAGAGAUUAGGUCAGGGUUAAAAUGGAUGUAGAAGGGCAGACUCGUGCAAGCACGGAAUCAAGACCUUAGCAGAUCGCGAGUGCUGCGAGCGGACCAAGAGCUGUCGUAGUUCAUUGUGCACGUGAGCGUUCUACGACCGUGCCUCACGGCGCCGUGGAAAUCACACCCGGAAGACUUCGUCCCGGAGACUUUGUGAGAGUCAUAUUAGCAGCACAGGAAUAAGAACAGGUCAGGCUGUGAUUAUGGCUUAUUAUAUUUAGAAAUGAUUGUAUUUGACAUUUUAGGAUAUUUUUGUAGGUUUUUCCCUUUCACAUUUUUCUCUUCUAGUUUUGGCAUUUUAUGAUAGAACUGUUCUCUAGAAGAGAAAGUAUUUAGGAGAGGGAAAAACCUUGGUCUUAGCACUCACUUUUGCUACUCUGAUCACAACGGGAAGGUGGAUGAAAGAGCUUUGCAUCCCAGGCUCGGGAAAGCUUCAGAAAUUCCAAGUAUGAAAGUAGGGAUAGCACUAAGCAUUCUGGUUCUGGGAAAAUAAAAGAGAUUCCUGUCUGAAAUGAGUCCUUCUUUGGAGAUAAAACACGCACUCUAGAGCAGCCAGAUCAAGUUACAGAAACAGCUUCCUCUCCACUCAGAGCGCCUCUGUCCCCACCCCGGUCAUCCCCACCUGGAGCUGAUUUCAGGUUGGCUUUGAGCUUUUUGUUACUGUUUUUUCAAACAUUUCUAGUUAGAAACUCUUGUAUGAUUUUGGGAAAUAGUAAAUCUUAAGACUAAGGACCAUUCAUAAAAGUUUUUUUUUCCCAAAGUAGUAGUCUAGCUUUUAUGCAGUUUCACAAGCAAACAUUUCAUCUUACAAUUAUUUCAUUGUAUUACUUGACAAACUUACUCUGAUAGAUAGAUACAGGUUGAAUGCAUUACGGCAUUAAUAAAAAACGUUUAUGGGGACUUCCCCAGUGGUCCAGUGGUUAAGACUCUGUGCUUCCACUGCAGGGGGUGUGGGUUCAAUCCCUGGUUGGGGAACUGAGACAUCCAGCAUGCUGCGCAGCGUGGCUGAAACAUUCCAAGUUCCCUCAGGACAGGACGCCUACACACAGCUUCCAAUAGACAAAAUAAAAUCGUGGGGAAAGAGUAAAGGUGUAAACUUUAAACACUUUCUAAAAUAAAAAUUAUUUCAUCAACUUGCAAGAAGUUUUGAAGUGCUGUUUAUUAACUAAUGACCAGUAACUUCCGCUAAGAUAGAUAUUUUUGAACUUUGGAAUAUUGUCUGUAUAUUAAAGUGACAACACAGCUAUGGGGGUUGUACUUAUUCUCUUUGAACAUCAUGAAAUUGAAGAAUUUAAGGACUGGCUUUUCAAAAAAAGCAAAGGCCAUUGGAAUUUUGAUAGGGACUGCACUGAAUCUGUAGAUGGCUUUAGGUAGUUUUGCUAUUUAACCAUAUUAAGGCUUCCAGUCCAUGAACACUUUCCUUUUAUUUGUCUUUAAUUUCUUUCAGCAGUGUUUUAUGUAAUUUUCACUAGUUUUUGAUGUUUCUCCUUUUCGGUUUCCUUGUCUAAAUUUACUCUUAGGUAUUUUAUUCUUUUGGAUGCCGCUGUAUAUUUGUAGAUAUGUAUUUACAUAGUUUCCCAGUUUCCUUUUUGGAUUGUCAUUGCUGGUGUAGAGGGGCACGAUUGCCUUUGUGUGGUGAUCUUUUCUCUUGAAACUUUGCUGGAUUAAUUUAUUAGCUCUAGUACUUACUUUGUGUAUCUUUGGGACUUUUCGUAUACAGAAUCGUGUUGUCUGUGAUAGAGAUAGUUUUACUUCUGCUUUUCCAAUUUGAAUAUCUAUCUUUUCUCUUUUCUUGCCUGAUUGCUCUGGCUAGAACAUCCAGUACAGUGUUGAAUAGCAGUGGUGAAAGUGGGCAUCCUUGUCUUGUUUCUGAUCUCAGGGGGAACGUUUUCAUCUUUCUUUCACCAGUGAGUACGAUGUCAUCUGUGGGUUUUCAGCAAUGUCCUUUGUCGUGCUGAGGAAGUUCCCUUCUAGUCUUAGUUUGCUGUGUGUUUUUAUCGUGAAAUGGUGUUGAAUUUUGUCAAAUACUUUUUUUGCAUCAGUUGAGAUGAACCUGUGUUUUUUCUCCUUUGUCUAUUAAAGUUGUAUAUUACAACAACGGAUACUAGCUUUUUUAAAAUAUUUAUUUUUGGCUGCGUUGGGUCUUCGCUGCUGCACUUCGUUGCUGCUGUUCCUCUUCCCUGGUUGUGGCAAGCGGGGGCUACUCUUUGUUGCGGAGCACGGGCUCUAGGCGUGUGGGCUUCAGUAGUUGUGGCACGUGGGCUCAGUAGCUGUGGCUCGCGGGCUCUAGAGCGCAGGCUCAGUAGUUGUGGCGCACGGGCUUAGUUGCUCCGCGGCAUGUGGGAUCUUUCCGGGCCAGGGCUCGAACCCGCGUCCCCCGCAUUGGCAGGCGGAUUCUUAACCACUGCGCCACCAGGGAAGCCUGAUACUAGAUGUUGAAUCACCCUUGCAGUGCUGGGACAAAUCCCACCUGGCGAUGGUGAGAAAUCCUUCUACUCUGAGGUUGGAUUCCAUCUCCUAGUAGUUUGUUGAGGAUUUUUGCAUCAGUGUCCAUAAGGGUUAUUAGUCUAUAAUUCUCUUAAGGAGCCUCUGUCUGGCUUUGGUCUCAGGGUAAUGCUGGGUUCAUAGAACGAGUUCGGGUGUGUUCCCUUCUCUGAUAUUUUCUGGAAGAGUUUGAGAAGGACUGGUGUUAAUUCUUCUUUCAGGGUUUGGUACCAUUCACCAGUAAAGCCAUCCUUUUCUUUUGGGGAGGUUUUUCCUAUUACCGAUGAAGUCUCUUGUUGCAGAUCUCUUCAGAUUUUUUUUUUUUUUUUUUUUUUUUUUUUGCGGUACGCGGGCCUCUCGCUGUUGUGGCCUCUCCCGUUGCGGAGCACAGGCUCAGCGGCCAUGGCUCACGGGUGCAGCUGCUCUGCGGCAUGUGGGAUCCUUCCGGACCGGGGCACGAACCCGUGCCCCUGCAUCGGCAGGCGGACUCUCAAGCACUAGGCCAUCAGGGAAGCCCGCAAGAUCUUUUCUGACCCGCCUCCGAGAGUAAUGGAUAUAAAACCAAAAAUAAACAAAUGGGACCUCAUGAAGCUUAAAAUAUUUUCCACAGCAAAGGAAAUUAUAAAGAAGAGAAAAAGACAGCCCUAAGAACAGGAGAAAACAUCUGCAAACGAAUCAACGGACAAAGCAUUAACCUCCAAAAUAUAUACACAGCUCAUGAAGCUCAAUAUUAAAAAACAUCCCCAACCCAAAAAUGGGCAGAAGACCUAAAUAGAGUUUUCUCCAAGGAAGACAUACAGCUGGCCAAGAGGCACGUGAAAAGCUGCUCAACGCCACUAAUUAUUAGAGUAAAUGUAAAUCAAAACUACAGUGAGGUAUUACCUCACACCAGUUAGAAUGGGCAUCAUCAGAAAAUCUACAAACAACAAAUGCUGGAGAGGGUGUGGAGAAAAGGGAACCCUCUUGCACUGUUGGUGGGAAUGUAAAUUGAUACAGCCACUAUGGAGAACAGUAUGGCGGGUUCCUCAAAAAGCUAAAAAUAGAACUACCGUACGACACAGCAAUCCCACUACCGGGCAUAUACCCAGAGAAGACCAUAAUUCAAAAAGACACAUGCACCCCAAUAUUCACUGCAGCAGUAUUUACAAUAGUUGGGUCACGGAAGCAACUUAACUGCCCGUUGAUGGCAAAUGGACUAGGAAGAUGUGGUAUGUAUAUACAGUGGAAUAUUACUCAGCCCUAAAAAGGAACGAAAUUGGGUUAUUUGUAGAGACGUGGAUGGACCUAGAGACUGUCAUACAGAGUGAAGUAAAUAAGUCAGAAAAAGCAAAACAAAUACUGUAUAUGAACGCAUAUAUGUGGAGUCUAGAAAAAUGGUACAGAUGAACCGGUUUGCAGGGCAGAAAUAGAGACACAGACGUAGAGAAUAAACUUAUGGACACCAAGGGGGGAAAGCGGGGUGGGUGUGGUGGUGGCAUGAUGAACUGGGAGAUUGGGAUGGACACGUAUACACUGAUGUGUACAAUACAGAUAACCAAUAAUAAAAAAAGAAUGCUAACUGAAUUAGGAAAGAGAUGAACACAGAAUUUUAACAAGGAACUAGAAAAUUAUUUUAAAAAAUGAGAAAUUAAUUAAUAAUUCAAUAACCAAAAGGAAAAACAGAAGGAAUAAACAGCAGAUUAGGUGACACAGAAGAAUGGAUAAGUGAAGAUGGAAAUAACCCAAUCAGAGCAACAAAAAAAACCCUGAAAGGGACUUUCAGAUAACAUCAAGUGUUUGCAACAUUCACAUUACACAGGUCACACCCCUGAAGGAGGAGUGAGAGAUAGAUAGAAGGGGGUCAAAAAUGCACUUAAUAAAAUUAUGGCGGAAAACGUCACAAGCCUGAAAAAUGAAACAUCAGUUAUGGGAAGCGCAGUGCAUGUCAAAUAAGAUGAACACAAAUAGACUGAUGCCGAGACAUCAUAAUUGAAAUGGAAUAAGUUAGAUCUAAAGGCAGCAAGAGAAAAAGAGUCAUAUACAAGGGAACCACCAUAAGGCUGUCUGUCAGCUGAUUUUUUCUGCAGAAACUGGGGGCAGAAGGGAAUGGCAUGAUAUAUUUCAGGUGCUGAAAGGGAAGAACCUGCAACCUAGGAUACUCUACCCAGCAACAUUACCAUUUAGAACAGAAGGAGAGAGAAAGCACUUCCCAGAGAAGCAGAAACUAAAAAAGUUCACCAAUACUAAGCAACCCUAAAAGAAAUGUUAAAGGGUCUUCUCUAAGUGGGAAAGAAAAGGCUAUACAACAAGAGUAAGUAUCUAUAAGAAAGGAAAAAUCCCACUAGUGAAGGCAAAUAUAUAUUACAGGCUGAGGAUCAACCACUUAAAUAAGCUAAUACAAAGAUUAAAAGACAAAAACUUGUAAAAUCAAGUAUAACUACAAUAAUCAGUAAAGAGAUAAAAAUGAAGAUGUAAAAUAUGGCGUCAAAAACACAGUGUUGGGACUUCCCUGGUGGUCCAGUGGUAAAAAAUCUGCUUACAAUGCAGGAGAUACGGGUUUGAUCCCUGGUCAGGGAAUUAAGAUCCCACAUGCUGCUGUGCAACUAAGCCCGCACGCCACAACUACUGAGCUUGCACGCCUCAACUGGAGCCCACAUGCCACAAACUGCAGAACCCACCUGCUCUGGAGCCUGCACGUCACAACGACAGAGCCAAUGCACUCUGCAACCGGCACGCCAAGUCUAGAGAGAGAAAACCUGCAUGCUGCAAGUAGAGAGAAGCCCGUGCACCACACGAAAGACCCCACAUGCCUCAAUGAAUAUCCCACGUGCCGCAACUAAGCCCCGACACAGCCCAAAAUAAAAAUAUGAAUAAAAAAUAAAUCUUAAAAAAAGAACAGUGUGGGGGAAGGAUGUAAACCAUGUAGAUGUUUUAGAAUGCGUAUGAACUUUAAAAGGACUACCUGUUUAAAAUAAGUAAGUAUAGUUAUAGGUCAACAUAUAUGAACCCCACGGUAACUACAAACCAAGAAACUACAGUAGAGGGAGUGGCCGAGAUGGCAGAGUACAAAGACCCUGAGCUCACCUCCUCUCAGGAGCACUCCAGAAUCACAACUAUCUGCAGAACCACCACCAAUGGAAAAGAAUGGAAGCUACCAAAAAAGAUCUUCUACAGCUAAAGACAAAGAAGGAACCACAAUGAGAUGGGUAGGAGGGACGGACUCACGAAUAUAAUCAAAUCCCACACGCCUGGGUGGGCGACCCACAAACUGGAGAAUAAUUAUAUUACAGAGGUUCUCCCACAGGAGUGAGAGUUCUGAGCCCUACCUCAGGCUCCCCAGCCUGGGGGUCCUGCACUAGGAAGACAAGCCCCCAGAGCAUUUGGCUUCGAAGAGCAGAGGAGCUUAAUUUUGGGAGCCCCACAGGACUGGGGAAAACAGAGACUUCAUUCUUAAAGGGCACACAUGAAAUCUCACACAUACCAGGAACCAGGGCAAAAGCAGUAAUUGGAUAGGAGGACCCUGGGUCAGACCAAUCUGCUGGUCUUGGAGAGUCUCCUGGAGAGGUGGGGGGUGGCUGUGGCUCGCCAUGGGGACACAGACACUGGUGGCAGACAUUUGGGAACAUUCUACCAUGUGAACUGCUGCUGGUGUUUGCCAUCUUGGCUCAUCAGCACCAAGACCUGGCCCCAACAGCCUGUAGGCUCCAGUACUGGGACACCUCAGGCCAAACAACUAACUGGGUGGGCACAUAGCCCCCACCCAUCAGCAGACAGGCUGCUUGAAGACUUCCUGAGCCUACAGCCAUGGCCCUGCCCACCAGAGGGCCAAGACCCAGCUCCACCACCAGCAGGCAGGCACUAGGCCUUCUCUCCAGGAAGCCUGCACCAGCCUCUUGACCAGCCUUAUCCACCAAGGAGCAGACAAAAGAAAACCCCAAUCCUGCAGACCCAGCCUGCCCACAGCAGGCUAGACCGUACUCUGAGACCAACUGGCCCCAGCCCUGUCCACCAACAGGCCAGUGCAUACCCUGCACAGCAUACUUAACUGUGUGAGGAACCAGGAGCCCCCCCCCCCACCCCCGCCAGUAGUCCAGCACUAACUCCAGGACCUGGGUUCACCUGCCAUUGGGUGAACUCUGCCCGUUUCCAAUGGACAGGCCCAAAUCUUUGUGACUCUUUACCUAUACCCAUCACUGAGCCAGCACUAGCCUCAGGGCCCCUUAGGGUUCUGUAGCCAGCUGCCUCGUGACCAGGCCCUGCUAAACAGCAGCCAGCAGCAUCUACACAAGGCAGGUCCUGGCAACCAACUGGGCUAGGGGCCAACCAAGCCCACCAGAUCACCCACAUAGCCCACCAUAACAGAAGGACCCAUGCAGCCCUCUUAGGGGGAACACUUAGAACAUAUAGGUAACGGGAGGACAGUGCACUGCUGGGACGCACAAGAUGUCUCCUACAGAGGGCUACUUCUCCAAGGUUGAGAAAUGUAAGUAACCUACCACAAACAUAAAAAUACAAAUAGCAACUUAGACAAAAUGAGGUAGCAGAGGAAUAUGUUCCAGAUGAAGGAACAAGAUAAAAAAAACUCAGAAGAAAAACUAAGUGAUGUGGAGACAAGCAAUCUACCGAAGAAAGGGUUCAGAAUAAGAAUUGUAAAGAUGAUCAAAGAAUUUGGGAAAAGAAUGCACAGAGUGAGAAAUUAGAAGUUGUUAGCAAAGAGAAAACAAAGAAUAACCAAACAGAUGGAGAAUACGAUAACAAAUGAAAAAUAUACUGGAAGAAAUCAAUAGUACAGAAGAACAAAUCAGUGAGCUGGAAGACAGAGUAGUGGAAAUCACUGCCACUGAACAGAAAAAAGAAAAAAAAGUAUGAAAAGAAAUGACAGUUUGAGAGACCUCUGGGACAACAUCAAACACACUAAUAUUUGAAUUAUAGAGGCCCCAGAAGGAGAUAAGAGAAAGGGCCUGAGAACAUACGUUAAGACAUAAUAGCUGAAAACAUCCCUAACCUGAGAAGGGAAAAAGUCACCCAAGUCCAGGAAGCACAGAGAGUGCCAUACAGGAUGAACCCAAAGAGUAAGACACCAAGACACACUGUAAAUAAGGUGACAAAGAGAUAAAGAGAGAAUAUUAUAAACAACAAGAGAAAAUCAAGAAAUAGCAUACAAGGGAAUUCCCAUAAGGCUGUCAGCCCAUUUUUCAGCAGAAACUCUACUGGCCAAAAAGGAGGGGCAUGAUAUAUUUAAAGUGAUGAAAGGGGAAAAACUACAACCAAGAAUAAUCUAUCCAGGAAGGCCCUCAUUCAGAUUUGAUGGGGAAAUCAAAAGCCAAAAGAGUUCAGUACCAUCAAACCAGCUUUACAACAGAUGUUAAAAGAACUUCUCUAGGUGACAAGGAAAAGGCCACAACUAGAAACAAGAAAAUUAUGAAAUGAAAAAGCUCACCAGUAAAGGCAGACAUACAGAGAAGGUAGGAAAUCUCCACACACCAAGCUAGUAGGGAGGUUAAAAGAAAAAAGUAGUAAGACUGUCUGUAUCCACAAUAAGCAGUUAAGGGAUACACAAAGCAAUGAGACAUAAGAUAACGCAAGCAAAAACAGUAAUUGUGAGGGGAGGAGAGUACAAAUGCAGGGUUUUCAAAAUGCAUUUGAAAUUAAGACAUCAGCAACUUAAAACAAUCAUGUGUACAUACAGACUGCUAUGCAAAACCUCAUGGUAACUGCAAACCAAAAAUCUAUGAUAGAUAUGUACUCAAAAAAGAAAAAGGAAACCAAACAUAACAGUAAAGCUAGUCAUCAAAUGACGAGAGAGAAUGAAAGAAGAAAGGGAAAAAAGACCCUACACAAACAAAUCCAAAACAACAAAAUGGCAAUGAGAACAUACAUAUUGAUGAUUACCUUAAAUGUAAACAGAGUAAAUGCUCCAACUAAAAGACACAGAGUGGUUGAUGGACACAAAAACAAGACCCCUUGAUAUUCUGCGUACAAGAGACUCACUUCAGAUCUAGAGACACAUACAGACUGAAAGUGAGGGAGUGGAAAAAGGUAUUCCAUGCAAGUGGAAAUCAAACGAAAGCCAGAGUAGUAAUACUCUUAUCAGACAAAAUCGACUUUAAAAUAAAGACUGUUACAAGUUACAAGGAGGGACCCUACAUAAUGAUCAAGGGAUCAAUCCAAGAAGAUAUAAUAAUUGUAUAUAUAUAUGGGAGCACCUAAAUAUAAGGCAAAUAUUAAGAGACAUAAAAGGAGAAAGCGAUGGUAACACAAUAAUAGUGGGGGACUUUUAACACCCCACUAAUAUUAAUGGACAGAUCAUCCAGACAGAAAAUCAGUAAGGAAACACAGGCCUUAAAUAACACCUUAGACCAAAUGGACUUAAUUGAUAUAUAUAGAGAGCAUUCCAUCCUAAAGCAGCAGAAUACAUAUUCUUUUCAAGUGCACGUGGAAAAUUCUCCAGGAUAGAUUACGUGCUAGGCCACAAAAUAAGCCUUGGUAAAUUUAAGACAACUGAAAUCAUAUCAAGCAUCUUUUCCAACCGCAACACUUUAGAGACUAGAAAUCAACUACAAGAAAAAAAGAUUGCAAGAAACACAAA
This is a messenger RNA of Physeter macrocephalus (sperm whale), 21660 nucleotides long. RefSeq names its product protein kinase, DNA-activated, catalytic subunit (gene PRKDC). The transcript has 86 exons. Gene Ontology annotation, molecular function: protein binding; DNA-dependent protein kinase activity. NCBI's taxonomy places the organism in Eukaryota, Metazoa, Chordata, Mammalia, Artiodactyla, Physeteridae. Bases 1 to 12393 code for a protein of 4130 amino acids. Gene Ontology annotation, biological process: telomere maintenance; intrinsic apoptotic signaling pathway in response to DNA damage; double-strand break repair via nonhomologous end joining. The record is from RefSeq and is a predicted model, not a curated record. Gene Ontology annotation, cellular component: nucleus.